AUGGACGACGUUCUCGACGUGGACGACGACGCGUUCGACGUCGAGCUCGCUGACGUGGAAGUAGACCUCAUAGCGCGUCAACGGAGGGAAUCGAACGCGUUUUCUCGUCCAGAGUCGAGUUCACCGCAUUCGAAUCCAGUGACGAAUCCAUCGACGACGACGACGACGAAGCGACCGCGCGCGAGACCGCACGUGUGGAUGGACGUCGUGCGCGAUAACGUCGUGCGUGUGUCGUGCUCGCACGAGCGAUUGCGAGCGGGAUUCGCGGGGAAGUUGUACGCGGCGGUGGAUGGGUUCGCCGUCGCGACGCCGGCGACGCCGGACGACGCCGAGGCGGGCGCGGCGUGGGACGUACCGAUGCGGCUGGCGAAGAAGGUUCGAGACGCGCUGUGUGCCAUGAAUGCGUUUGAGCGCGGGUAUUCCAGGGCGUUGCGGAAGAACGUGGCGAUGGGGGCGCCGCCGGCGAGGACGGCGGAGUACGCGAGCGCGCCGCCGGGAUAUUGCGGAGUGACGAAACGUGGCGGAGAGGAGGACGAGGAAAAGGCGCGCGUAGAGGUCGAUCGGAGGUUUGGUACGAUCGCAGGUAACAUCAGAAGAGCGUUGUAUCCAUUCCAGGAGACGGGGGUGAAGUUUGCGAUCCGAAGGAACGGACGCGCGCUCAUAGCGGAUCAGAUGGGCGUCGGGAAGACGCUUCAAGCGAUCGCCGUAGCGGACGCGUAUCGAGACGCGGGGCCACUCUUGGUGAUUGUUCCGGCGGCGAUGCGAUUCGUGUGGGCGGACGAGAUCGAGCGCUGGUUGACUGACGUCACGCCGAGGCAGUUGAGCGUGAUAUUCGGCAGCGGUGAUAAGUUUCUCCUAGAAAAGUUGGCCAAGGAAAGUCGAGAGGCGAACUCGGCGGCGGCGACUACGGGCCGUCGCGUCGUCGUAUCUUCGUAUCACAUGUUAGCGCCGCUCUUUGACGAGUUCUUGGAGGUGAAGUGGGGAUGUGUGAUAGCGGAUGAAAGUCACAAUAUGCACGUCAGCAAGAGCUUCAAUGGAUCAGAGACGAAGAUGACGGAGACGGCUUGGAAGUUGAUAAAAAAAGCAAAGUACGCGGUACUCACGACGGGAACGCCGUCGCUCACCAAGCCGUUCGACAUGUUCUACCAAAUCGAUGCGCUCCGACCUGGAAUGUUGGGUCAGACGAAAUGGGAGUUCGCCGAGUACUACUGUGACGUGAAGUUUGAUAUGAAAGGUCGAUCGGACGUCUCCGGCGGUUCGCGCUUACUCGAGCUUCGCUCUCUGCUCACGCACACGACGAUGAUUCGUAGACUGAAGAAGGACGUCAUGGGCGACUUACCGCCAAAACGGCGACAAGUCGUGCCGAUCGACAUCGAUCAAUCUAUUGCUAGGGUGGGCGGACCGAAGAUUUGGGCAAAGAUAGCAAAGGCGGCAAGAGCUCCGCGCGACGAAAUGUCGUACGGCGAAGAAGACGAUAAUAUUUUGGACGAAGAUGAACGCGACGACGUGGAGUACGUUCUGAACGCAAAGUUAUGCAAUCUCGAAAAGGGCCGCCGCGUGAGCGUGUCCCAAAUCGUCGGUAUGCUGAAAAUUGCCCCAAUCAUCGAUUGGCUUGAGAGCGAUCUCCUGAGGGACGACUCGAUGCAAUUCGUAAUCUUCGCGCACCAUCAAGCUGUGCUGGACGCCAUCGAACGCGAUGUGUGCAUGUGCCUCGAGAAACAGAAUCGCGGUACCUACGUUCGUAUCGACGGCUCGACGCCGUCGGAUGAACGAAAGGUGCUGGUCGAUAAAUUCCGCGAGGGUGCCGCCGUCGGCGCUGACGGAGUUGUCAGCGUGCGCAUCGCCCUGCUUUCCGUCAAAGCCGCGGGGACUGGGUUGGACUUUUCCACAGCCUCGUGCGUCGUGUUCGCGGAGCUCCCCGACGAUGCUUCACUGUUAGAGCAGGCAGAGGCUCGAGUACAUCGGCGAGGUAACGAUAGCGGGGUGAAUGUGUACUUUCUGUGCGCUCGUGGUGGAGCGUGUUCGCAUGAUGAAGAUCGAUGGCAACGCCUGGAGAGUCAACUGGACGUGUGUAAGGAGGCCAUCGAUGGCGACGACGCGCGAGUGGGAUUGGACGUGUCGGCUUAUGGGGCAUCAAUUGAGCUCGAGGCAACAAAGAAGAGCGUGUUCUCGAAAAGUGUCGUCGUCGAAUCGUCCACGGUAAAAGAUCCGACUUUAUCUCCGAGUCGCGUCGAAACCAAACAAGCGACUCCGCUUCAGCUGUGGUUCGAAGUCAGCGCAACGAGCGGGCGCUUACACGCGCACGCAAGCGCGGACGGUUCGGAACCGCUCCACGUGAGCGUCAGUCGAUCGCAAUUGACUCGCGCGCUCGCUUCCGCCAAGUACGCGAAGGAGCUGCCCGAACCGUUCUCGAGCAAUCCGGCCGCUGUCGCCGCGGCGUUGGAUUUCUCCAACACGUGGAACGCGAUGACGGCGAGAGACAGGAACUCUAUACUCGCUCGACAACAACCGUGUCGCGCUAACGAGCUAAACGAGGUCGCCGAAGCUCUGAACUCCAAGGCCGCGACGGCAGCGACGGGAUCGACGAGUCGGCACAGUCGAUUGGUUCCUUUGCCGAAAGACGCCGACUGGUGCACCGUGCUUGUGUCGGACAUAGCGCAAAGAAACCGAGCGAAUUAUGAGAUGCGUGUGCCGUGUCGGUUCGUUCCGGGAACGACGAGGCGCGCGCUUCUGUGCGUCAACUGCGUGGACGAACUUGAUCGCGUGUUUUCGGAUAGGAUCCGACGCGUCGACUUGUUUUGCGGCGAAGAGUGUCUACGAGCGUACGAUCAAGGCAUGAGCUCCUCAGCGCUUCGUCGUGCGCUCUUCGAAAUCGAGCGCGGCGUAUGCGUCGAGUGCGGUCUUGACUGCGAAAAGCUUGUCAAACACGUUCGCGUGUUCAAGAGUAGGAUGAAGCGCGUCAAGGAAAUUUUGCGUCUCGCGCCUGCAUUCGAAAAGCGCGGGAAUAAGGCGCUCCUCUCUCGUCUUGCGGAGAAGCCCUCAGGCGGACGCGCGUGGGAGUGCGACCAUAAAGUCGCCGUGUUCGAGGGCGGUGGUGGGUGCACGGUAGAAAACGCACAGACGCUAUGCGUAAUCUGCCACUCGAAGAAGACCAAGGAGCAGGCGAAGCAGCGCGCAGCCAAGCGUAAGCGCGACGCCGAGCUCGCCGCGGCACGAAACGCUCGCCCGAUAACUGCGCUCGUCGACUCGGACGACUCCGAGGACGACGUUAGCAUCGACAAUCUCGCGCCGCCGCCGACCUCGAGGAAACCCCAAGCCCCGGCACAGACGGACAUUCGAGACUUCACCGUCGUGCGACCGCUCGCCAGCGAUUCGGACGACGACGACGACGACGACGACAGUCUCGCCGAACUCAUCGUCCCCGCGUUCUCGUCCAAGAGGCCCAUCGUCGGUCACGGGCUCGCUCUCCCGCCUUAG
Ostreococcus tauri is the source of this 3477-nucleotide messenger RNA. Its product is annotated as SNF2-related. Lineage: Eukaryota; Viridiplantae; Chlorophyta; Mamiellophyceae; Mamiellales; Bathycoccaceae. Gene Ontology annotation, molecular function: endonuclease activity; nucleic acid binding; ATP binding. The record is from RefSeq and is a predicted model, not a curated record. Gene Ontology annotation, cellular component: nuclear replication fork. Bases 1 to 3477 code for a protein of 1158 amino acids. Gene Ontology annotation, biological process: replication fork processing; DNA repair. The transcript has a single exon.